Molecule: messenger RNA, 2158 nt
Organism: Amaranthus tricolor (Joseph's coat)
Lineage: Eukaryota; Viridiplantae; Streptophyta; Magnoliopsida; Caryophyllales; Amaranthaceae
Product: phospholipase A1 PLIP1, chloroplastic
Exons: 5
Coding region: 51-1979 (642 amino acids)
Biological process (GO): lipid metabolic process
Molecular function (GO): glycerophospholipid phospholipase A1 activity
Source: RefSeq, a predicted model, not a curated record
UAGUAGGUGGCUAAAGUUUGAGUAGGUGGCUAAAGUUUGAGUAGGCAUCCAUGGCAUGCUCGAAUAUACCGACUUCCCACAUUGCAAGAGGCAUUCUAGGGGAGAAUUAUAGUCUUCGACGAUCAUCCUCCGCGGAUGAGUUGUGUAAACAAGCCACCAUGAGAAGAUCGUACUCAGACAACCACCUUUUAUCACCCUCAACUCGACUUUUAGCCACUUCUUCGGUUAUGCACAACCGCUCUUUUGCUGUUUUCUCUAACCGACUUUCUACUUCCACUAGUACCUCUACACUUCCACAAUUGUCCGAUUUUGAGUGUGAUAAUGAGAAUGAGAACGAGGAUAAGGAUGGUGUAAAGGCAAUUGAUGAAAUGGAAGAUCGAGAACAGAUGAAAAGAGCGAAUUGGGUCGAGAGGCUAUUAGAGCUAAGAACACAAUGGAAGGGUCGAAAAGAAAAGGAAUUCGAUUGUAGGGAAGAUGAUUGUAGCAGUGAGGGUGGUUGUGAAGCUGACUAUGGAGAGAUUGAAGAUAAAGUAAGAUUUGAUUUGAAAACAUUCUCAAAGUUGCUUGUUCAUGUGCCUUGGACGGAUGCCAAUAGGUUCUCUAAGUUGGCUUAUCUUUGUAACAAAGCUUACACAAUUUCAAAAAUUAAGGCUCAAGACUUAGAGAGAAACCAUGGUUUGAAGUUCGUAACAUCGUCUUUGGAGAAGAAAGCGAAAAUCAUAGCACUAAACGCUAAAUUAGCGAGCGACUCAACUCAACUACGAGAAGAUGACUUGGAAAUUCUGCCCCAUAGACGACACUCAGUUAGCUCUACUGUUGCCUAUGAAAUUGCUGCAUCAGCGGCUUGUCAUGUUCAAAACCGCGCUAAAAUCAAAAUUCAUACCGGUACAUAUGGAGAUACCCUUUAUCUGAAACAAUAUGAAGUGUGUCCGGUAGCUAGAGGUUGUAACUCGGAGGUGGCAGCACAAAUGGCUGCAACGACAAUGACAUCAGUAGUCGCUGCCAAGGAGCGAGAGAAGCAAGCGGCAGCAAAAGAGCUCCAAUCACUACAUUCCUCGCCUUGUGAGUGGUUCAUUUGUGACGAACCAAGAACAAGCACCCGCUUCUUUGUAAUCCAGGGAUCAGAAUCAUUAGCGUCUUGGCAAACGAAUCUGUUUUUCGAGCCUACGAAAUUUGAGGAAACAGACGCACUUGUUCAUCGGGGAAUUUAUGAAGCAGCGAAGGGAAUAUACGAGCAAUUCAUGCCCGAAAUCCAAAAUCACUUGGAUUGUUACGGGGAAGAUGCGAAAUUUCAAUUUACGGGUCAUUCACUAGGGGGUAGUCUAUCAUUACUAGUCCAUUUGAUGCUGAUGGCUAGAAGAGUUGUCAAGUCAUCCGUUCUGCCUGUGGUUACAUUUGGUUCGCCUUUCGUGUUUUGUGGAGGUGAAAAAAUAAUCGAGCAAUUAGAAUUAAACAAAAGCGUAGUCCAGAACGUGAUUAUGCAUCGGGAUGUUGUUCCUAGAGCGUUCUCAUGUAGCUACCCUAGACAAGUUGAACAGAUUCUCAAGCGCUUGAACAACUCUUUCAAAUCACACCCAUGUCUAAACAAACAUAAACUAUUGUACUCUCCAAUGGGCCAAGUAUUUAUUCUUCAACCAGACGAACAAGUGUCGCCAUCGCAUCCGUUACUUCCAGAAGGAUGUGCCCUAUAUACGUUCAGCAAGACUGAACCAGCCUUGGUAGCAACAGCUUUAAGGGCGUUCUUGAAUACUCCACAUCCUCUCGAAAUUCUAAGUGAUCGUAAAGCUUAUGGCUCAGAAGGAACUAUUCACAGAGAUCACGACUCGAAAAACUAUAUAAAAGCGGUGAAUGGAGUGAUGCAGCAACAUAUGAAUAUAGCUUUUCGGAAAGUUCCUAAGGAGAGACAUAUGAAAUGGCCUUUGAUGGCCUUUUAUUUGGAGGGUACAUCAACCAUGAAGGAGGUGGUGACUAGUGCUUGAUCGAUUAUUGUUGUUACCUUGUAUAAACCAUGUGUAAAUUUUAGAACUGAGGUUUGUUGAAGGGUCGACUUCAAAUAAAAGACAAAACACAAAAAGAACGAAAUCGAGAGGGAGAAAGGAGUGACAAACACAUAUAUGAUAUAUGUAUACACUUUGUAAGUGUUAGAAGUAAUGCUUUC